Saccostrea echinata is the source of this 6155-nucleotide messenger RNA. Its product is annotated as dual 3',5'-cyclic-AMP and -GMP phosphodiesterase 11-like. Gene Ontology annotation, molecular function: 3',5'-cyclic-nucleotide phosphodiesterase activity; protein binding. The record is from RefSeq and is a predicted model, not a curated record. Bases 829 to 3561 code for a protein of 910 amino acids. The transcript is spliced from 19 exons. NCBI's taxonomy places the organism in Eukaryota, Metazoa, Mollusca, Bivalvia, Ostreida, Ostreidae. Gene Ontology annotation, biological process: signal transduction.
UUCUGGUUUGUUUCGGUGUUGAAUGUGUGAUUAUCAUAUGGAAAAUUUGGGAAACCACAGAAAAUUGUGUUAGAGGACAGGUAUGAUGUCUGAUGACAGGCUCGCCGAUCCUUCCCUCCUCUUCUUAGGUACUGUAUUAAAUAUUAAAUCUCUCUAGAUUAGAAGGUCAGCGAUUCUGUGAUAAAACUAUUAUCAAAUAGUUCUCAAGUUGAACAGUUCUAUAUUUAUUAUGUAUACAUCCCCCACGUUGUAACCUCUCACCUGCAGUGACGAUGAUCCAUUCUUCGCCAACCAAAAACGCCGAAACAUUUCACUGAAGGCGGUAUGCCGUGCUAUAUUGGGAUUUCGCAUUUUCCAAUUUGUGAAAUGUAAGCUAUGUCAGGUGAAUGCGUUUUCUUAUUGCAACGUGCAAUUACUUGUGUACGCUAAUUCGUGGCUGAUGGAUUAUGUGUAAACAUUUCAUUUGGGUUUUUUCUCACUUUCCGAUCAGCACGGGACAAUUAUUAGGAAUUGGACGCUUUUACUCAUUCAAUUCAAACUCUCAUGCAUUAAAAAAAAAUACGAUUGCAAGGUGGAAACUUCUGCUCCUAGCUAUUACAGGACGAGCGCUUUAAACACGGAAAAUAUAAAAGUAAUGAAAAUAUUUACGUACCAGGUUUAAUCAUUUAUAUACACAGGACAUCUCUAUUCAUUGAACUGGAAAAGUUAUAUAGGAAAGCAACAGCGUUCAGUACCGGCAAACUGGAUUCGCUCCGCGAAAGCAUUACCUCCCGUCUCUUCCCGCGGUCUUCUUCAUGUAGGCAAAAACGUUCUAAACGCUCGCCCAAGAUGUCGGGAGAAGAGCAAGCGGGGAGAGCCGGUGCAACCGAACGCAACGAGGAGUACGAGAGAAUGGAAAAGUGGCUGGAUGAUCACCCGGAGUUUACCCACGAUUAUUUUGCCAGGAAGGCCAAAAGAAGCAUGGUGGACGGGUGGUUGCUGGCUCAAGCUUUAUCUCACAGUCCCGGACUGAACUUCAAACAACCAGAGACCAGCAAUUCUAGUGGCUCGAAUUCUCGAAAUAAUUCUGGCACCAACACUCCAGUGCGGAAGAUUUCAGCCCAAGAAUUUGAUCGGGGUGAUAUCCUAAAUCCUAUCGUGUCCACAGUGGACGGCGCUCGUACAUUUCUCGGACCUUCGACGUCACAAACGUCGGUCACAAAUAAACUUCACCGACGCCCAAGAACAGAACUGAAAACUCUAGACGAAAAAGAACUUAUGUAUGAAUUAGUAAUUGACAUUUGUAAUGAACUUGAUGUCAACAGCCUGUGUCAUAAAAUAUUACAGAACGUGUGUAUUCUCCUAAAUGCGGACAGGUGUUCAUUGUUUCUGGUUCAUGGGCGCGGGGGUGAGGAGCGGUUUUUGGAGGCUAAACUUUUUGACGUUAGUGCCGAUACAACAUUGGAAGAAGUCUGUGAAAACAGGGAAGCGAUAAGAAUUCCAUGGGGAACAGGAAUCAUAGGCCAUGUGGCACAGACAGGAGAGCUCCUGAACAUUCCGGAUGCCUACAAGGAUCCACGUUUUAAUAAUGAAAUUGACCUGCAGAUGGGUUAUAGGACUCGUAGUAUUUUGAGUACACCAAUUAAAGACAGUGAUGGAGUAGUCAUAGGUGUGGCUCAGGCUAUUAAUAGGAUCAACAGCAAGGAUGAGCCUUUUAAUGCUUAUGAUGAAAAGAUUUUUUCCAGCUACAUGGCAUUUUGUGGCAUAGGAUUGAAAAAUGCUCAAUUAUAUGAAAAAUCACUGCUGGAAAAUAGACGAAAUCAGGUACUGUUGGAUUUGGCAAGAGUAAUAUUUGAGGAGCAAAACAAUGUAGCAAACUUAAUCUACAAGAUUAUGAUGCACACUCAGUCCCUUCUACAAUGUCAGAGGUGCCAGGUCAUGCUCAUUGAUGACCUCUGCAAGAAGAAUAUCAAACACUGUCCGCUUGGCAUGGGGAUUUUUUCACAAGUCUUUGAUUUGGAGAAUACAGAUUUUGACAACAGUGAUACUUUUAACAGAGAGUGGCCUGCGGAACCUAGAUUUCCUAUCCAUAUUGGCAUAUCUGGUUAUGUUGCUGCAACGGGAAAGACCUUAAAUAUUGCCAAUGCUUAUGAAGAUAACAGAUUUGACCCUUCUGUGGAUAUCGAUCCUAAUUUCAAGACGAAGGCCAUCUUAUGCAUGCCAAUCAAAAAUGCGCAUGGAAAAGUAAUUGGUGUCAGCCAGUUGAUCAACAAGCUGGAUGGUUCAAUUUUCAACAAGAACGAUGAAAAUUUGUUUGAGGCUUUUGCUAUAUUCUGUGGGUUAGGAAUCAACAAUACACAGACAUAUGAAACUGUAAUGAAAGCAAUGGCUAAGCAGCGUAUUGCCCUGGAAUGUUUGUCUUAUCAUGCCUCUGCUCCAGCUGAUGAAGCCCGCAGACUCAAGACAAUGGUUAUCCCAUCAACCUAUACAUACAAUCUUCUGGACUUUAGCUUCAGUGACUUUGGACUGGAUGAUGAUGAUACGCUAAAAGCCAGUAUCAGGAUGUUUAUAGACCUUAAUCUGCUGGAAAGGUUCAGAAUCAACUAUGAGACAUUUUGUCGUUGGCUGCUGAGUGUGAAGAAGAAUUACAGAGAUGUGACGUAUCACAACUGGAGACAUGCCUUCAAUGUCUGUCAAACAAUGUUCUGUAUGCUAAAAUCUGGUCAAAUGGACAAUAUACUCACAGAAACAGAAGAACUGGCUCUGAUUAUUGCUUGUCUCUGUCACGAUCUGGAUCACCGGGGCACCAACAACCAGUUCCAGAUCAAGACCUCCUCUCCCCUGGCUGAUCUUUACUCUACCUCUACACUAGAACACCACCAUUUUGACCAGUGCAUCAUGAUUCUUAGUACAAAGGGCAAUGACAUUCUAUGUAACAUCAGACAGGACGAGUAUGAAGAGGUCAUACAAGUGCUGGAGAAUGCCAUAUUGGCCACAGAUCUGGCUUUGUAUUUCAAGUUUAGAGGGGAAUUCUUUAACUUGGUGAAGAGCAGUGAGACAGAUUGGAAUCGAGAACGAGAUCGAGAUUUGCUGAGAUCCAUGAUGAUGACUGCAUCUGACGUGUCCGCCAUUACUAAGCCUUGGGAAGUGCAGCUAAAGGUUGCUGAUCUGAUAGCCAGUGAAUUCUUUGAACAGGGAGACUUGGAAAAAACACAGCUGAACAUCAAACCUGCAGAAAUGAUGGACAGAGAUAAAAAGGACCAUCUUCCAGAUAUGCAAGUUGGAUUCAUUGACUCCAUUUGUUUACCAGUGUACAAUGCUAUAGCAGAGAUUUCUCCAAGACUGCAACCUUUGUUAGAUGGUUGUAAAAAGAAUCGACAAAACUGGCAGUAUAUGUCACAGCAAAACAGCAAGCAUGUUGUUGAUGAAAGCAAAAAAGAAAAUGAAAGUAAAGAUGACAACGUACAGGAUCAAAGUGAAAGUUUAGAGGAAAAGGCAAUGCACAGUGAAAACGAAGACGAAAAUCUUCAACUCAUGGACAUUGAAAGUGGUGAAGAUUCAGAAGACAUAGCAGUUAGCUAAUGAAUGCAUGUUCGUUUAAACCAUUUUUAAUUAUUUUAACUUUCUCAAGAGUCCCAUUUGUAACUCAAUCUGUCUCAAAUGACCCUGGUUGUGUCUCAGGGUUUGACUAAAAAAGUAUUUAAGGGUCUCUAGGUGGGUUAUCUGAGACAGGAUGAUACAUUGCUUUAUAUGAAGUCCAGUGCAGGUUAAAUGUGACCAAUCCAUAAAAUCAGCCAUUGUGAUAUUUGCUUUUACCAUGCUAAUUUAUUUCAUUAAAUGUCAGUGCAUUAUUUUUCCAACAAAUUAUUUAUGUUGUAUUGAGGAAUCACCUUUCUUCGAGUAAUCUUUGUGAGAUUGAGGACUACAAUGAAAGAGUUUUUUGAUUGCAGAAACUUAUUUGUACACAUACAUGUGCAUCUGGUAUUUUUUCUAAGGUUAUAAAAUAUUUAAUAAGAUAUUUAAAAAUUGGCUUGGUCAUCAUGUAUUUUGUAUCAUAUGCAGUUAAUCACCAUUAGAUUGCUGCCUUUUCGUCUUCAACAAUGUACUACUGGUAUAAUAAAUAUUGCUUGCUUGGAAAGGUUGAUUCAUAUCAUUGAUUAUCAUUGUUUAAAUUUAGGUGGUUUAAUUUUUUUUUAUUAUAAAUGGUAAAUGUGCUUAUAAUGAUCCUAUAACCAUGUAAUCUGCACAGGGUAUAGAAAGAUAUUAAUGCUUUGCCUCCAUUUUUUUAAUUUUCAGGUUAAUGUUCAGGUGUUGAAAAUGAGUAGGGGUAUGUUAUAGUUGAUAUUACAAACAGUGUUCAGUUGAAUGAGUUAGAAAAUAGCAAAAUAUUAUCAAGACAUGUCUGUAUAUCUACAGUAGAACCUCAUUUAUCCGGACAAUUUGCAUUGUUCCCAGUCAAAAUCGUUGGGAUAGUGAAGCAUCCAGCUAUCUGAAUUUCCUUGAUUUCGGCAAUAUGGCCUUUCAUACCAAUGAAAGUAGUGAUCUGCAUUAUGUUAAUAUGUUUUAUUAUAUAUGUAAGCACUACUAAAUAACACUUGUUUAAAUAGAAAAACAGUACAAUGAAUGUAUAUGGAAAAGUAAUGUGGUGCCUUUAUGAUAUAAGAUUUUUCCUAUAAGACUAUUAUUAUUGAAUAUCUGUAAAACAUGAUACUAGUAUUUGUUUAUAAACAAAUUGUCAUUAAGUCAACAGGAUUUGAAAAUGAUCAAUAUUUGAAAGGUACAGUUGUCUUGAUUUUCUCUGAAUUUCCACUGAAAUCUUCUCUAGAGUGAAUAUCUUAUUUGAUUAUAGAAUAUUGAAGUGAUUGAUUAGGAUCAUUAUUGUAGUCAGACAAAGCCAAGUUUCACCUUAAGUGAUCAUUAUACAGUCAAACAUCGUUAUCUCGAACUUGAUGGGACCAAGAAAAAAACUUCGAGAUAUCCGCGGAUUAGAGAUAUCAAGGGUAAAAUACUGAAAGAAUAAGAAGAUGGGACUUCCAAAUCACUUUGACAUAUUUAUAGCAUUUGAGAUAUCAGUGUUCGAGAUACCAAAGUUCAACUGUAUUUCCAUUUUAGAUCAGAAAGUAAAACACUGUUACAGUGAACACACUUAUAAUGAAUUCACGCACAUAGUGAUGUGAUUUUCAUUCCCUGUGCUUUAAAAACAUAUUAUGAACUUAAUAGAUAAUGAAUUACUUUUAUAACAAAUCAAAAUUGUUCUUCCCUGGCACUUUCCAAUGUGUAUAUGAUUUACUGUGCACAAAUCUAGAAAAUGUGUUAAUUUUGAUUUUCCAAGUUUGAGCUAUCAAGAGCAAAGUAUUGUCUACCAUAUGAUUUUAUCUUAAUACUCAUUAGGGCUACUGUCAUUUCAUAUUGCUACCAUUGGAAGCUAGAGGUCAUUAUGUGACAUUUGUUAAUUAAGUUACGGUACAUUUUUUGACCUGAAAUAAUAUAUUGAAAGAAAUUGCUGAAGGUGCCCAUAAGGUGUAAAUUUCUGUUAUUGGUAUACGGAUAAUUGAGUGAAAUAGGUGUAAGUGUGCUUUAAAGUCAUAAUCAAGUAAUAAAUGCAAACAUCACUAAGAUGAGGGUGAAUGGAUAUGGGAAUAGAUGUGUAUAAUUUCCAUUCUGCUAUCGUCAUUAAUUAGCCAAUUAAAUGUCAAUUCACCAAACCAGUCCCAAGCAUUAUAUCAAAUUCUCAAUUUGAUUGUAUUAAUGUUUUAUGUCCUGUAUAUAAAUUUAUUCUUUAAAUUCAUCAUUUACUUUUUUAACAUUACAUGUACAUGCUGCUUAUGCGUUGAUAAAGUUAUGUGACGUCUUUGUACCUUUUCUCAAUAUAAUAGAACCAGAUGAUGAGCAUAGAAAAAUUUUGUACUGAUGUAUUUGAGCAAAAAUAACUGUAUUCUUUAAACCUAAAAGUGUAUUCAUUCUCAGAAAAUGAGAAAUAUUGUAGUUAGAUUUUAAUUUAUUUCCUUUGUUAUAUAGUGUGUUGCAUUGAGUAUUUUUGUUAUUAUUUGUUUUGGCAGCAAAUGGUAAUGACGUUGUAUAAUAACCUUUGCCUUAUGUAUGGUAGGCAUUGUGAUUUUUUCUGUGAUACAUCAUUUUUUCUUACCCUUCCCAAAUAAAACAAUCAUGUUAAUCUG